AUCCCGUGUCAAAACAAAUUACUGGUUUUGCGAUGUAAACAUGAACGAGCGAAAGAUAUUACUUUUUAUCCUCUCCGUGAUUUUUUAUUGCCUGUACAGUGUUCACAUGUGGUUCAUCACAAAUAAGUCGAAUGAGGAUAAACCGACGAGCCCUGUUGCGGCUGUUGAAAAACAAGAUGUUAAGCCAAACAUUUCACGUAUUAAAUAUGAGAUGAAGACGAGAGUGAUUCCUUUAUUCCUGAAAGAUGCCUGUAGCGCUUUGCAAGUAUUCACAGAAAAACCAUAUUGUAAUAAAACACAAGAAAAAUUAAAACGUAAAGAAGAUAUGGAAACUGAAAACAGUUCAAUUACAGUGAUUGGCAUCACUGUAUUUUUAGUUAUAUUGGUCAUAAACGCAUUACUAGACGUCCUCAAGGUGAAAGAAGAAGAAAGAGCAAGACUCAAAUUAAACCCUAACGGGGAGAGAAGACAGUCUCUGGCAGAGUUCGCGAACAAGAAAAUGCUGCGUAGGGAAUCAAGCAAAUUUGGUCUACAGUUGUUCCAAAUAGCUGAAUCGGUGAUGAGUUCGGGUGGUGAAAAAAAGAAUCAAAGAGAAGUAAGACCGUACACAAGAGGGGAAUCAAUAAACUCCUACCUCAGCGAAAAGCCAAAUAAAACCGACAAUUCAGCACCGGCGUCCAUCGGCGAAAUUGCCGAACCUAAAUCGGCUAAGAGACAAUCAAUCGCCAAGCUUUUUGACAAUAAUUUACAAUGGUUGCCUCAACGACCUGUUUAUAACUAUCACCACUGUGAGUUCAGAUUUUGGAGAAAUCCUAACUUGAAGACAAUACCGUAUUCGCUAUGGUAUCACAUGUUUAGAGGACAGCAGACCAGAAGUCUUAAUAUAGGGUGUCUAAGUUAUCCAAGAUGCCAAGAAACCUGUAAUUCAACAAGACGUAUAUUACGACUAAAUCAAAAUUCUACAGAGUGUACUUUAAAUUAUGAUUUUCCUGCCAUAUAUAAUCAUAUUAUAGUUACGUCAGUUGUGCCAAGUUUGUUUGAACUAUGUAAAAGAAAGUUUUACGAAAUAAUUAGUGAUGCUGCAAAGAAAUUGACACCUACUCCCAGAAGUAUUUAUUGUGAUUUUUAUGAUACAGGAUACAAUGAAAAUAACAAUAAUGUUAAAAGUCUACAGGAAAGUUUAAAUCAUUGUAAUAUCAACAGUAAUGAACAUAACGAUGAAAAUAAUAACAAAAAAGAUUUACCAAAAUCAAAUAAGGAAAGUUCGAAGGAAUUUGAUGAUAUUUUAUUAACAACGAAAAGAAAGGGUAGCUGCGUACCUAAAGAUAUGAUUGAGGAGUAUUUUUAUUACUUACCCAGAUUCAUAAAGAAUGAUUUAUGUAACGGACCUUUAUCGAGAUGUGAAAACGUGCGAUGUAAGAAGCCUAUAUUUGAUUUCGUUUAUUAUGAAUUCUGUAUUGAAAAAUUAAUAUUAAUUGCGGCAAGUGAAGACAUUAUACUAAAUGCCGCUUUUUGUUCCAAAUCUUGUGCCGAAGCAUGGAAGCCGGGGAAGAAUAUUGUUCAUUGGAAGUUUGUCUAACAUUAUCAAAAUAUUAUCAUAGAAUUAUUAGUCGGCAAGUGUUAAAAAAAGUGUGUGUGUCAGCUCCGCCGCACGACUGGACUUUACUCCUU
Messenger RNA from Melitaea cinxia (Glanville fritillary), 1671 nucleotides. Its product is annotated as leucine-rich repeat-containing protein 57-like. Lineage: Eukaryota; Metazoa; Arthropoda; Insecta; Lepidoptera; Nymphalidae. The coding region runs from base 41 to 1579 and encodes 512 amino acids. Gene Ontology annotation, molecular function: protein binding. The record is from RefSeq and is a predicted model, not a curated record. The transcript is spliced from 4 exons.